Molecule: messenger RNA, 2065 nt
Organism: Spodoptera litura
Lineage: Eukaryota; Metazoa; Arthropoda; Insecta; Lepidoptera; Noctuidae
Biological process (GO): DNA repair
Molecular function (GO): methylated-DNA-[protein]-cysteine S-methyltransferase activity
Source: RefSeq, a predicted model, not a curated record
AGUCGAUGGUGAGCUAAAUAUUCUGUUAGUCAAUUCAUCGAUCAAAUCAAUUUAAAAAGUUAAUCUAUACAAAGACAACAUUUCAAACGUCAAAAAUUCAAAACAAAAACAAAGUACCUAUUGUGUGUCAAUAUUAUUUAUUUGAAAACGGAAUUGAGAGCGAGAAACUUUGCAAGUGGAUACCCAAAUACAGUUUUAUUGAAAAUAAUAAAAAUAAAAAAAAAUAAAAAUGACUCUUUCGAAGGUUUUAGCAACAUAUUCAAAAGAUUCUGGAAAUUCUGUUUAUGUACAGAGCUAUGAAUCUCCUGUCGGCAAAGCUAUCGCAGCAGCUGACGAAGAUUUUUUAUACGCAGUAACUUUUGAGAAUUCUAAAAACUUUGAAAAAUGUUUCGAAACACUUGCUAAAGAACUUUCAUGCAGUUUUAUCGAAAGUGAGAACAAAAUAUUGAAGAGAUUUGGAAAAGAACUAUCUGACUACUUUGAAGGUAAACUAAAAAAGUUCACAGUGCCUACUAAAAUGAUUGGUUCAGAGUUUCAGAAGAUUGUAUGGGAGAAAUUAAUGGAACUGCCAUAUGGAUCAACACAAACUUAUGGUGAUUUAGCAAAAGAUUUGGGCCGUCCCUCAAGCCAUUCCAGGGCCAUCGGAGCAGCCUGUGGUGCAAACUCUUUACUAAUAGUAGUGCCGUGUCACAGACUUGUAGCUUCAGGAUCCAAAGGAGGAUAUAAUAGUGGAGUGGAUCGCAAAGAUAAACUCAUUGAAUUAGAAAAGACAUUUUCUUGAAUUAUUAUAUUUUAAGUUUUUACUUAAAAGAUAUUAAACUACCUCAAAGAAUGUCUACGAUUAAAAAAUGAUGGAAAUGUAAUGACUUUAAUAUGUUGAACUUGAAAAAAUUUGCUAUCUUAAAAAAAAUUGCACCUACUUUACAAUAAUAUUUAGAUAAGCACACAACUGCAGGAAGGCAAAAUAGUUAAAUGCUUAGGCAUAUGGACAAUUACAAAGCAGUUGCGAGAACUGGCAACCUAUGACAUAAUAAUAUGCAACUUCAUUUCUGUAUAUAUCUUUCUCUAUACUAAUCUUAUAAAUGGUCUGUCUGUCUGUAUGUUUGUCUUUCUUUCACGACGAAUUGACGUGAUUUUUAAGUGGAGAUAGUUGAAGGUAUGGAAAGUAACAUGAGAGGCUACUUUUUGCCCCUUUCCAACACCCCACUUCCCUAAAAUGGGGGGUGGAAGUUUGUAUGGAGCACUCUGCAAUUUUCAAGGUAGGAAGCUAAAAAUUAGUAUGCUCACUACCGAACAAAUCACCUGUAUUUUUUAUUAAAUCUGCACUCAACCCCUUAAGAGGGGGUGAAAUUUUAUAUUCUUAGUUUUCAAAGCAGGAAGCUAAAAUCGGCACAUAUACUAUUUGUUAAUAACGAAAAUACCUGCCAUUUUUUUAAAAUUCUCUCCCAGAUAAAGGAGAAAAUAAAGGAUGGAAAUGUGUGUGAGACUCCGCAAAAUUAGUACAGGUUCUAACUACAAUUUUGCAAUGACUAUUAACAAAGCGCAAGGAUAAACAUUAAAGGUGCUGGGGCGAACUUAGACAAGCCGUGCUAUUCAAAUAGACAGCUGUAUGUAGCAUGUUCGCGUGUGUCCAAGUCCCAGAACCUUUUUAUUAUGAUGCCAAAUAGAAAGCCAUAUGAUACAGUGUAUAGUAGUGUGUUAAAAUAAAAUAAAUAACGUGUAAAAUUCUGUUCUGAGUGCUCUUUUGUGUAUAAGAAAGGCAACCGUGCUGCCCCGAAUUUAACGCGAGUGAAGCCGUGGGCAAAAGCUAUUUUGUCAUAUUAUGAUUAAUAUGACAAAAUAGCUUUUGCCCGCGGCUAUUAUAUUAAUAAUAAGUGUUAUAACUGAUUGUUUUUAUUGUAAGUGUUAUCAACACAUCAAGUACAAAAUAUGUACCUAUAAAGUGUUUCAAUACAUACUAAAAACGUUACCUACAUUUGUUUUUAUUAAAACCUAUAGUGAUACUCGCCAAGAUUUGGAUAAAGUGUAUACUUGACCUGCAAUAAUAAUAAUCAUAACAAAGUGC